This is a messenger RNA of Oryza brachyantha (malo sina), 2202 nucleotides long. RefSeq lists its product as uncharacterized. Bases 1 to 2202 code for a protein of 733 amino acids. The transcript has a single exon. The record is from RefSeq and is a predicted model, not a curated record. NCBI's taxonomy places the organism in Eukaryota, Viridiplantae, Streptophyta, Magnoliopsida, Poales, Poaceae.
AUGGCAUUGUUCGAUGUGCCGAUCAGGGGAUUGGUAAUCUUCAGCUUCGUGGCGCAUAUCUUGCUCGUCGUCUUUGCCGGAGUCCGUCGCCGCAAGGCGACGAGCAUUUGCACCGUCAUCCUAUGGGGAGCGAAUCAGGUGGCCCGUUGGGCGCCGAUCUCGGCGCUGGGCAAGCUGUCCGCCGGCGGCACGCCGCAGCAGGAGCAGCUGGUGACGCUCUGGGUGGCGUUCAUGCUUCUCCAUGCCGGUAUGCCUGACAACAUCACUGCCUACUCACUGGAGGACAGUGUUCUCGCAUGGCGCCAAAAGAUAACUGUGAUAAAUCAGCUGAUGGGACCAGUUUCACCAGCCUCUAUUCUUAUCAUGAAUUGGUUCUUCAUCAGCAGUGGCGACACCAUGAUCCUCAUCUCCUCGGUCGUCUGCAUCAUGGCCAUAUUCAAGUAUGUGGAGGGGGCAGACUACGCGCUGUCGCGCGGCAACCUGGAGAACAUGCGAAGCUUAAGAAAUGAUGAGAAGAAGAUGUGUCCAGGAGGACGACGAAACAGCCUGCAAAUUGCUAGGCGUGGAGGCAGGAAGCUGGAUGAUGAGCAGAUCUUGCUGGUCGCUCAUGACAUGCUCUAUAUCACCAAGGACGCCUUCAUCGAUUAUUUGGGCGAGAAGAAUGGAGAUGCCGACGAACAAGAGGCACUCUCCAGCACCUGGGAUGAGGCGGUGUACAAGGUGGUGAGCAUGGAGCUCUCUCUCAUGUACGACAUCCUCUACACCAAGAAGACCAUGGUGCACACAUGGGGUGGCUACGCCAUCCGUUUCGCCUCGCCGUUCGUCGGAUCAACGGCGUUCCUGAUGUUUUGGUUCCACAGCAAGCAAGGGCAGGCGAUGGUGGACGUGUUGAUCACCUAUGUCUUACUGGCUAGCACCGUUAUCUUGGACAUCAAAUGGCUUCUUAGAGCUGUGGCGUCCACAUGGACCUAUUCGUUCCUGAAUGAUAGGCCAAGACUGUGGCUCCAUCAUGCAGUUUUGUGCUCAGGGAAAUGGCGGCUGAUCCGUCGCAUCAUCAUCUCUUUGAAUCUGUUUCGGUUGAUCGCCAACAAGAAGCCAAGUAGCUACAGGAUGUGGUCAGGAACCAUUGGGCAGUACAACUUGCUGCGCGAGUGCACUUGUGAUGAGAAGGAGAAGACAACCGGCUACCGGAGUUCAGUGUUGAAGCGGAUUGCGCCGGAGAACAUGUGGAUGGAGUACGAAUACCACAACUUGAGGGGCACACAAAUUUCAAGACAUUUGAAGGAGCCAUUGUUCAGUCGUAUUUGGGAAAACAUGAAGCUGGCCUUCCCAAAAAGAGACCCACCUCCCCUCCAAGUUUCGUCUCAUCCUUGUCCUCCACCUGCAGCUGCACCUCCAGCUCCACCUCAAUAUGCACUUGAUCCACAUCAGGAUAUAAACAACGCUCUCGAUUUCACUCCUGAUAUGCAGGAGACCAUUCUCAUCCUGCACAUCGCCACAGACAUCUUCCUCUUAAGCGAGAAUUCCCAUAAAAUUCAGGCAUCAGCGUGGGUGGAGGCAAUCAGGGUGUUGUCAAAUUACAUGAUGUUCCUCGUCGCGGUGCGACCCAACCUACUGCCGGGGCUCGCCCUGAGCAGUCGGUACGAAGCCGUCGUUGGAGCUCUGGGUGAAAAAUGGAAGGAGGAGAAGAGUCCAUCUUUGGCCGGCUCUAACGCGAGAGAGAAGCGUCUCGCCGACAUGCUGCUUGAAGCAGAAAGCAAGAAAGGUCUAGCACCGGUGAGAUACUACGAGUGGCUUGGAGGUAACAAGGAGAUCAUGGAACCAGGAGGCUUCCUAAGUGUUCUUUACGACUCAAGUUAUAUCCUGUCAGAAGGAACUAGGCUAGCAGGUCUUCUCCUGAACUGGGAAACAAGGAGUGGUUACAAAGGUGACGAAAGCAAUCUUCACAAGACACUCAGGAAGAAAUUCGAGCGGCUGUUCCCGGAUUUGAUGAAGUCUGAAGGAGAGAAGGAUGAAUUGCCGGAGGAUGUGACGGAUGCCAUCUUCAGGGAGUGGGUGCGUCAGCUGAUCAAUGUGUCCAUCCGAUGCAGUAGGGAUUCGCAUGCCAAGCAGCUCGGCCGUGGUGGUGAGCUCACCACCGUUGUGUGGAUCCUUGCUGAACAUGCUCGCAUACUUCGUGUCAAGCAGACAAGAGAUAGAUAG